GCCGGAUCUGGGAGUUGCGAGGAUGGAGAUCCGACCAGACAGAUUUAAGGCGUCUGCCGGCAAAACUCUGGGAAAGAUACACAGACUGCUGGAGAAACGGCAGCCCAAUGGCGAGACUAUCGAGCUGUCAGCCGAGGGACGUCCGGAGCUGGUGGAGGAGAAGGAUCUGCCUGUGGUUGACUGUACCUGCUUUGGCCUGCCCCGUCGCUACAUCAUGGCCAUCCUGUCUGGCCUGGGAUUUUGCAUCUCCUUUGGUAUACGCUGUAAUCUGGGCGUAGCCAUUGUUAGCAUGGUCAACGACCACACUGUCUUUAAAGGCAACAAGGAGGUGCUAGUGGCAGCUCAGUUCAGAUGGGACCCAGAGACGGUGGGGAUGAUACACGGAUCUUUCUUCUGGGGCUACAUCGUCACACAGAUUCCAGGUGGCUUCAUAUGUCAAAAGUUUGCUGCCAACAGAGUGUUUGGCUUUGCCAUAGUGGCCACAUCUACUUUGAACAUGCUGAUUCCAUCUGCCGCCCGCUGCCACUACAGCUGUGUCAUUCUAGUCAGGAUAUGCCAGGGCCUCGUUGAGGGGGUGUCAUACCCAGCAUGCCAUGGGAUCUGGGCCAAGUGGGCUCCGCCUCUGGAGAGAAGUCGUCUGGCCACAACAGCCUUCUGUGGGUCCUAUGCAGGGGCUGUGGUGGCCAUGCCCUUAGCUGGAAUACUGGUGCAAUACACAGGGUGGCCAUCUGUCUUCUACCUAUAUGGCUGCGUUGGGAUAUUUUGGUAUCUCUUCUGGCUGCUGGUGUCUUAUGACAGUCCAGCCGCCCAUCCCACCAUCACUCCUGAGGAGAGGAAGUACAUUGAAGACGCCAUCGGAGAGUCUGCUGGCCUGGUGAAUCCUCUCCAGAAAUUCAAAACCCCAUGGAAACAUUUCUUCACCUCCAUGCCGGUGUACGCCAUCAUUGUGGCCAACUUUUGCAGGAGCUGGACCUUCUACCUGCUCCUCAUCAGCCAGCCAGCUUACUUUGAAGAGGUGUUUGGCUUUGAGAUCAGCAAGGUGGGGAUGGUGUCAGCCCUGCCUCACCUGGUGAUGACCAUCAUCGUGCCCAUUGGGGGCCAGCUGGCAGAUUACCUGAGAACUCACAACCUGAUGACCACCACCAACGUCAGAAAGCUCAUGAACUGCGGAGGCUUUGGUAUGGAGGCCACUCUACUGCUGGUGGUAGGAUUCUCACACACCAAAGUUGUAGCCAUUUCAUUCUUGGUCCUCGCUGUGGGGUUUAGUGGAUUUGCCAUCUCAGGUUUCAAUGUCAAUCACCUAGACAUUGCUCCCCGCUAUGCCAGCAUCCUGAUGGGGAUCUCCAAUGGAGUAGGCACUCUGUCUGGGAUGGUCUGUCCUCUUAUUGUUGGAGCUAUGACCAAGCAUAAGACACGUGAUGAAUGGCAGUAUGUGUUCCUCAUCGCCAGCCUGGUUCACUAUGGAGGGGUCAUCUUCUAUGGGAUUUUUGCGUCUGGAGAGAAGCAGCCAUGGGCAGACGCAGAGGACACAAGUGAUGAGAAGUGUGGUAUCAUUAAUGAGGAUGAACUGGCCAAUGAAACUGAAGAAAUGUACCGAACAGGUGGAGGCGGUCACUACGGAGCUAUGAGCCAGCCGAACACAGGACCCAACGGAGGGCGAGGUGGAGAGGGUGGAGGUGCGGGGUGGGUGACGGACUGGGAGAAGACGGAAGAGUAUGUUCAGCCUCCAGGUUACAACAAGGGGGAGGGCCAGAAAAACCUGACUUAAAGCGAUAAACAGGAAGAAAGAAAAGUCACAUUUGAUUGGGAAGACAUUCAGAAUCGAGGGGAUGAAUUAAGUGAAUGUGUGUGUAUUUGAGUAAAUGGAAUGGUUAAAUCUAUUUAUUGUGUACUGUACCAGAAUCUGACCUCAAUCUACCAGGGGUUCCUUCUGUUUCUGAACCCUUUAUGAUUGGUCAGGAAUAUUUUAUGUAAAUGUCUGUUGGAGAUGUGUUGUUUGUGUAUAUGUACAGUACCUUUAAAUUAUCCAGACUCCUACUUGUUCAUCAUUUUGUUGUGUCAUAGACUUUAAAAGGACAACAAAAACAGUUUUCAGUUGAUUAACAAUGUUAAGUAUUCAGUCUUGCUCUGACAUUCCAAAUGAGCUGCAUCCUGUUUCCUUUGAUCAUCGAGGCAACCCUCUAAUCUCUAGAAGGAUCCAGUGGUUAGAGUUAGGCUGUAACCAGUGGUUAGGGUUAGGCUGUAACCAGUGGUUAGGGUUAGGCUGUAACCAGUGGUUAGGGUUAGGCUGUAACCAGUGAUUAAUCGAACACAGAUUCAGAGCUCAUCUACGAAGGUGGACAAGCCAGAUGUACAGUUUAAUAAAGUACAUCAAGUCAGUAUUUUGCCAAAUGGCACUGACAUGACUCUGAGGAGAUGAUCUUGUCUGAUUAGACAACAGUUGGACUUAUUGGCCUGAAUGCCAAGAACGUUGUCUGACAAAUAUCUGAUACUGUUAAUCACCGAUAACAAUUUCUACAUUAAUAAUGAUUUGCCUGGUUGAAAGGAAUUACCCAGAAUCUGGUAGAGGCAGUUAAUUCAGUAGGACUGAAGCUGUAAAUGCUGCCAAAGGCUCUUCUGCAAACUGAAUAAAGGGUCUUAAUUCAAAAUUUGUUUCGUAUUUCUUAUUUUAUAACUUAUUUAAAAACAAUAAUGUAUAUACACAAUAUUAUGUGGAACAAGUGAAGGGGUAUAAAUACUUUACGAAGGCACUGUACUGAAUACAUACUGUGUGUGUGUGCGUGUACAUCGUUGUUUGUAAGUGCUACAGUCUGAAAUGAAACUCUGGUUGUAAUCGGAGUUAAAUGGCAUUGCACUCAUACAUAUUUUUGGUGUGUAAGUCUCCAUAAGACGUUGGCUACAGUAUGUGAUUGUGCAAAGACAAUCACACUUUACUUUAAUAAAAAUUGGUUUCUAAAACCCUCAACUUUUAUUCAAUUUUAGUCAGUUAAAGCAUUGUAUUGGUUCUGAUGUUUCACACAACAAUCCUGCAAAUUUCGCCAAAGAUAAAGUGUGCAUAGUCAAUAAAAUCUUUUUUAUUUGCCCCUACAAACUGCAUUCUGUUAAGACAAUACUGCCAUGAAAGGAGAUCUUGUUAGCUUAAGGAAUAUGUCCUUUAUAUCUGUACCUGCCCUUCCAUUAGCUCAGGAAUCUUACCAAAAUUACUGAAACAACAUUGUCUUAUGCACUAUAAAUACUAAUUUUGCCCUGGCUAUGUGUGUAAUAGGUUGUAUGUGCACUUGUAUGUGUGUGUGUCAAUAUACUGCUUAUCUGGAUCUGUAUUAAAAUUGUUUAGAUGGAUUGGGUAGUGUUUGAUAGCUGUGCAGGUUUCAGCAUGCAGCAGCAAAGCAGUUGUGUGUUUAUGCUUUGCUCUAUCUCUGUCUAUUUCUAUUUGUCUCUCUCUUCCCCCUCUGCAGUCAAUGCAUUUAAUCCCUGAUUGUCAGUGAUGUAUGAGUUGGUUGGUCAGAGGUUAGAGAUUGUGAGCAUGUGUGUGAUUAUGUGUGUGGUUGUGUGUGUGAUUAUGCGUGUAAAUAUGUGUGUGUUUGAUAGUAUGUGUGCUAGUUGGGUGCAGGUGCAGAAAUGCUAAGCAAUGAGCACGGUGCAACGAUUAGUCUGGGAGCACAUGCAGUCUUCUCUACAUCCUCUCUCUCUCUCAAACACACACACACACUCAUAAGACACAUACCACUAUCACAAAAAGUAGGUUUCCAAUAUGGGCCCGUUGAUCAGGGGAAUAGCCAUCUAUAUGUGUCUAUGUGAAAAAUAAUUUUGACUGAUUGCUGUACAAUUUCAUGAAAAAAAAGUGAAUGUCCUGAUAUUGAAUGAAUAUGUACAAUAACCUUUAGUGCA
This is a messenger RNA of Hypomesus transpacificus, 3888 nucleotides long. It is a transcript of the gene slc17a7a, whose product is annotated as solute carrier family 17 member 7a. The coding region runs from base 23 to 1768 and encodes 581 amino acids. The transcript has 13 exons. Gene Ontology annotation, molecular function: L-glutamate transmembrane transporter activity; neurotransmitter transmembrane transporter activity. The record is from RefSeq and is a predicted model, not a curated record. NCBI's taxonomy places the organism in Eukaryota, Metazoa, Chordata, Actinopteri, Osmeriformes, Osmeridae. Gene Ontology annotation, cellular component: synaptic vesicle membrane; excitatory synapse. Gene Ontology annotation, biological process: monoatomic anion transport; synaptic transmission, glutamatergic; transmembrane transport.